Physcomitrium patens is the source of this 4211-nucleotide messenger RNA. RefSeq names its product dynamin-related protein 3A. The record is from RefSeq and is a predicted model, not a curated record. Gene Ontology annotation, cellular component: membrane; microtubule; cytoplasm. Gene Ontology annotation, molecular function: GTP binding; GTPase activity; microtubule binding. NCBI's taxonomy places the organism in Eukaryota, Viridiplantae, Streptophyta, Bryopsida, Funariales, Funariaceae.
UUUAUUUCACUCGAAAAUGACAGUGUUUGAGUAAAAGUGAUUAAUGUUAUUAUUAUAAUUAACAUUGUUUUCACGUAUCCAACCUAUUUUGCAUUGAUUUUAACAUCAGAUGUUGAAGAAACAGUAUUGUUGUGUGUUUUCAUUGUUGAACUUUGAAUUUUUAUAAACCACAACUGUCAUGUUUAAUGUUUUUGUCUCGAGAAUAAUACAACAUACUGAAUUGAGUUUUAUCAACAUAAAACAUGAAAACUGAGCAUAGUAAUUGAAGCUUUAAAAAAUGAUAUGAUCAGUUCAAAAUUUGAAUUUAUCGAAAACAUUCAUUUGUCCGAUUCUAAAUAAAUUGCAUCUCGGGCAUGAAAAUGCCGUUUUGUAAUCGAAUUCAUUACUUUUAACGUAAAUGUCAAGGUCUUAACAAAUUUCGUCUCAAAUUCAUAUCAAAUAUUAAUUCUUAUGAAACAAACUGCUACAAUUUUGUUUUACUCCAUUUUUUUAAACAGAGAAUAUUACAUUGCCAGCCAUCAGUAUAGCACCAUUCAUACUUCUGUUAUCUCUCUGCACAAUCCUUCAACCGAAAGUGCCAAAAUCCGACUCUCCACUGUGGCUUUCUGCGUCUUUAACCGCAAGAAUCAAAAGCAACACAUGCACAACAUAUCCUUGAAGUUUGUAGUUUUGGCAGCUCGUUGCUCCCUUUCAGCCAGCACUGUCCGAAGCUUUCAAUCUGUAGUUGAAUCCUCGACGUGAGAAGUCAUGACCCACAUGGCCAUUUCCUUCGCAUUUUGAAGGCUGCUUGUAGUUGCAGUUCUUGUAUUUGCAGUUGCAGUUUUUGUUGUUACAGUUGCUGCUGCUGCUGCUACUGUUGUUGUUUUGGGUGCUGUAACAGUUAUUUGCAGGUAUUGUGGUGCUUUUCUCUGCAUGUUGCUCAGUGUUGCGCAGCUUCUGCAUAGUAUCGGCCAGCCUGCGAAGGAGCCACCUACGGACAGAGAGUGGGCAGCUUCCCUUUGCUUUACAGUGAGUGAGGGAGGGCGAUAGGCUUAGAAGGAUAGAGGGAGGGAGGGCGAGAGAGAGAGAGAUGAUGGUCACCAUGGCUCCAUCGUCCGAGGUGCCUGGAUCGCCAUCAGGGUCUCCUCCUGCAUCGCCACCUCCAGCAGCAGCGUUUCUGGGUCAGUCGGUCAUCCCUCUCGUCAACAAGCUGCAAGACAUUCUGUGCCAGCUUGGAAGCGCUUCGACCAUUGAUCUGCCUCAAGUGGCUGUGGUGGGGAGCCAAAGUAGUGGAAAAUCAAGUGUUCUAGAAGCACUGGUCGGUAAAGAUUUUUUACCAAGAAGUUCAGAUAUUUGUACGCGGCGCCCCUUAGUCCUGCAGUUGGUUCAAACACUUCGAAGAUCCGAUGAGAAGUCAGAGCUUGUGGAAUGGGGGGAGUUUCUUCACAUUCCUGGUCGGCAGUUCACGAAUUUCUCUGCAAUUCGCAAAGAGAUUCAGUUGGAGACGGAACGGGACAUGGGAACAAAUAAAGGAAUAUCUGAAAAGCAGAUUCGUUUGAAGAUUUUUUCUCCAGAUGUGUUGAACAUUACGUUGGUUGACUUGCCUGGCAUUACGAAAGUUCCAGUUGGAGACCAACCCACAGACAUCGAAGCACGCGUGAGGACCAUGAUAUUAUCGUACAUAAAGCACAAAACCUGUAUCAUCUUGGCAGUCUCGCCUGCCAAUGCUGAUCUUGCUAAUUCUGAUGCCCUUCAAAUGGCUCGAAUAGCUGAUCCAGAUGGAUCUCGGACCAUUGGCGUAAUCUCAAAGCUAGAUAUCAUGGAUCGAGGCACGGAUGCUCGGAGUUUGUUAUUAGGAAAUGUUAUACCUCUUCGCCUUGGAUACGUUGGCGUGGUCAACAGGAGUCAAGAGGAUAUUAGUCGCAACAGAAGCAUCAGGGAUGCACUCACAAAUGAAGAGAACUUUUUCCGCAGCAGGCCUGUUUAUCACAACUUGUCAGAUCGAUGUGGUGUUCCUCAGUUGGCAAAGAAAUUGAACACGAUUUUGGUCCAACAUAUAAAGGCCGUGCUUCCUGAUCUUAAAUCCCGUAUUAGCAAUCAGAUGAUUUUCUUGCAGAAGGAAUUGACCAGUUAUGGAGAAUUGACAGAUUCCAAGUCAGGACAAGCAGCAUUAUUGCUUGGAAUCAUCACCAAGUAUUCGUCAGAUUAUCAGUCAAUUGUGGAAGGAAAUUAUGAAGAGAUGUCCACAACUGAACUUUCUGGAGGAGCACGUAUACACUACAUUUUCCAAGAAAUUUUUGUCAGAGGCCUAGAGGUGCUUGUCUGGCCUUUGAAUGUUGGAGGCAAAGUAACAGUUGUCUUUUAUUUUAUCUUGAAUCAAAUGGAAAUACUUAUGGAACUGGAGUUGGUACAGGAGGUUGAUCCAUGUGAUGUUUUAACCGAUGAGGAUAUUCGAACUGCCAUUCAAAAUGCAACAGGACCCAAAAAUGUGCUCUUUGUGCCUGAGGUGCCUUUUGAGGUUUUAGUGCGUCGACAAAUUGCUCGAUUAUUGGAGCCUAGUCUGCAAUGCGCACGGUAUAUUUAUGAUGAGCUUGUCAAGAUUUCUCAAAGAUGUGAAUCAUACGAGUUGCAACGGUUUCCCCUUUUAAGACGUCGCAUUGAUGAAGUGGUAGCCAAUUUCUUACGUGAUGGCUUGGCUCCUGCAGAAACUAUGAUUGGACACCUAAUUGAAAUGGAGAUGGACUAUAUAAAUACUUCCCAUCCUGCUUUUCUUGGAGGUAGUAAGGCCGUUGAGGUUGCGCUUCAGCAGCAGCGGAGUUCCAUGGUUUUAACUUCUAACACGAUCAAAGCCAAGGAUAUGCAUGAUUGUAAAGAAACUCGGGCUGAAAGACUGCUGAUUCUAGAGAAGCCCACAAAGAACAAGAAGCCUCAUAAUCUGCAGCGAGAGAAACCUGUUUUAUCAGGAAGUUCUGGACCAGUGGGAAGUUGGGGUAUACCGUCAAUAUUUGGAACCAUUGAAAAAAGUUCCAGCGACGGGGACAAGGAACAUAUAUUAAACCGUGGUCACAGUGAACCCAUCCAAGGAAGCGUGGAGUCAUCGUAUGCAUGUAUUCAGCUCCGCGAGCCACCCUUGGUGUUGAGGGUAAAUGAUGUUCAAACAGAGCACGAAUCAGUAGAAAUCUCUGUGACUCGCCUGCUUCUAAAUUCCUACUAUGACAUUGCACGAAAGAAUAUUCAGGAUUCCGUUCCCAAAGCCAUCAUGCACUUUCUGGUAAAUCACUCAAGACGGGAACUUCAAAGUGUCUUCAUCCGGAAGUUAUACAGGGAAAAUAUGUUUGAGGAAAUGCUUCAAGAAAAGGAGGAGAUAGCAGCAAAGAGGAAACGAUGCAAAGAGAUUCUACGUGUGCUUCAACAAGCUGCAUGGAGCUACUCAGACGCUGAGAGGGGAUUCGCAGAGUGUAUGAGCUGUGGAUGUUUCUGGAACUCUGAAGAGAUGUUGCAGGAACUGCCUCUUGACUUGGAGGCCUCCUCCCGGCAAUCGUAUAGCAGUAACGACCCAACAGGUUUGCUACCCCAGCCACAGUGUUUGAGAUCGCCGUCCAACUCCACAGCUCACAGGGAUUGCAACGCCAUGGAUUCGUCCCUGCCCACAUCGUUCAUGAUCUCAUCAUCGAGGAUGGCUUCAUCCCGGAGAGAAGGCUCUGAUCCUUGCCUGGACUCGACUGGGUUUGUGGCUAUCGACAGUGCCCUCGGCAUUGCAGUGUCCAGCGGUGGGCAGCGCCCAACCGUUGAUCCAAGUUGACUGUCGUGGGUCGACGUGGAGAAUCUUUGUCACCCAAUUGCUGAUUCCUUCCUCGUGAUGCAGUCGGUAAUCCAGGUGGUCGGUAGUCAGAUUGAUGUUGUGUGGGGGCAAUCCAUUUCUGAGGAAGACGCUUCUAGGAAUAUUGAUUUAUAUAUAUAAACAUACACAUACAUACAUCAACUAGAUUAGUUAGAGGAAUAUUUGUAUCCAAAGGAGAAGAUGAAAUGAGAGGUAGCUAUCUUUUACAUACUUUAAACAACCAAGAUUGAGAAGGUUUCUUGAGUUGAUUUUAUAUUCAAAAAAAAUUGGCCCAGUAUUAAAUAGAGAAAAUGAUGAAGUGGAAUGCACUUUCAUCCUACUUGUGAAUAGAGUGUUAUUUUUUGGAAUUUUAAUUUGACAUACCUAAAGAAGUGAUUUUUAGAAAAAAUUA